Molecule: messenger RNA, 263 nt
Organism: Lindgomyces ingoldianus
Lineage: Eukaryota; Fungi; Ascomycota; Dothideomycetes; Pleosporales; Lindgomycetaceae
Exons: 2
Coding region: 90-263 (57 amino acids)
Source: RefSeq, a predicted model, not a curated record
CUCGACACUAACUCUGUUUACUUCUUCCCAAUACAAUUCCACCUGCGCGUCUCUCUCUAUCACCUGGAAUAUCCUUCCACUCCACCGAGAUGUGCCAUCAAACUCCCAUUGACAAGAUCGUGGUCCCGGCUAUGUAUGAUGGAGAGGGAAUUACCACCAUGCCUGUACCUGGACGCCGCUGCCCUGCUUGCUUGGAAAGAGGUGACACUGUUUGGGUGAUCCCAGGAAAGUGCUGUCCGGUGUGCGGCACUCCAGUCAGCUAG